Molecule: messenger RNA, 2391 nt
Organism: Synchytrium microbalum
Lineage: Eukaryota; Fungi; Chytridiomycota; Chytridiomycetes; Synchytriales; Synchytriaceae
Exons: 8
Coding region: 1-2391 (796 amino acids)
Biological process (GO): regulation of transcription by RNA polymerase II; chromatin remodeling
Cellular component (GO): nucleus; nuclear chromosome
Molecular function (GO): zinc ion binding; transcription coregulator activity
Source: RefSeq, a predicted model, not a curated record
AUGUUGGGAGGGCAGUUAAACCCAAACGGACCGCCUCCUGUUGAUGGCCCACCGCAAUCUCCCUCCAAAUCAUCCAGCAUGGACGGUCUGCCCAUCAUUCCUCACCCCUCAUCAACGUCGUCAUCAAACAAUCUUGACUUGAUGAUCAACAGACCGGUCGUCCUGCCAUCUAUAGGUGCCAUACUACCUUCUACCGUAUUGCCACCACAACAGCACAUGCCUCCCAAUCCCAUGGCUGCUUCUCAGUCUCGACCCAGCACGAGCAUCAACACAAAUCCUCCAGUCAUGAUGAACAGACCACCUACUCUCCAUAUGAGCCAGCCGCCACCUGGCGGUCCUCCGCAACAUAUGGGUGCUGCUCAAGGACUACUCGCUCUACAAGGUCAACAACGUCCUCCUACCAUGAAUCCUGCUGCCCUCAAUGCUAUCUUUGCUCAAAUCAAUGGUCUCUUUGCUCGUCUACAUGCCUCUCCAAGCCAACAGACUGCCGGGGAGCUGGAACUGUUUGUCAAACAAUCAAUCAUGCCUGAUUUUGCUGUAGGUGAUCAAGCCUCAAUGGGUCGAUUGGUCCAACUCGUACAACGACAUCAACAGCAACAGCAGCAACAGCAACAACAACAACCUGUGAUGCAACAUGCAGCCCAACCACAACAAUCUCCAGUGAUGCUAUCUCAAAUGCCACCUCAACAACUUCAACAACAUCAAUUGCUUCAGAUGGCUCAGCAACAACAACAGCAGCAGCAGCAGCAACAACAAGCUAUGAUGAUUGCUGCUCAAAACAUGCAAUCUGCUGCCAUCAGCAAUAAUACUUCCACAAGUCAGUACAAGAGUCGUACCACUGGCUCACGUGCUCAAAAGAAUACUUUGAGUGCCAACGGCCAUAGAAUUGGACGACCUCCGCGUCGAUCUGAUGGAAGUCUGCUCAGUCAACCACCGUAUGCUCAAAGUCCAGUAAACAACCAACGAAAUGCAUCUAACGGUGGAAUGGCUCCUCCACCUCUACCAAUUCAACAAUCGCAAAUAAACCAACAAGGGCCGACAUCAGCAUACAUGCAAACUCAACCCAAUCCCGACUUGCUAAACAUGUAUGCUGCUCGUAUGAGGACUGGUGCUACUUCACUCAUGUCUAUAUCAUCAAGCAACAUCAUCUUGGGAAAACGUAAACGUACACAGACCACUAUAGCUGCCGAAAUCGACCAGGACCUGUCUGAAGAAGAAUCUGAAGCUGAUUCAGAUAACGAUGGUGGAUAUAGUAGGAGAAAGAGCAGGCGAACAGCUCAAUCUACUCCUGUACCUGUUGCUCAACCUGUUCCUGUAGUCGAUCCAGAAGCAGACAAGAAGAAGAUAUUGGAGGAAGUAGCUUUAUACUUUCCACGUCCUGGUAGUCGUAUGGCUGGCGAAGUUCCUGAUGGUAAAAAGACUCAGCAUCCUACCAAACAUGGAUAUAUCUCUCAUGAUGAUAUGAAGGAUUUGGCUGAUACAAAGGAAGUUUUGGUUCCAAUCAAGAUUGAAUUCGAGUAUGAAGGGUUUAAGGUUCGUGAUAACUUUACCUGGAAUCUUAAUGAGAAACACACAACUCCAUACAAGUUUGCCGAAAUGCUAUGUGAAGACUUGGAUAUCAAACCAGUCUCACAAUAUGCUUUACAGAUGGCUCAAAUGAUCCAAAACCAAUUAUCAGAAUAUGCUGCCUUUUACAGUGAUGUUGACUUGCCACCGGGAGAAGACGUCCGUGUCAAGAUCCAACUCGACCUAAACUGUGGCAAACUACACUUGCAAGAUCAAUUCGAAUGGGAUUUGAAUUCCGAUUACUUGCCUGAAGACUUUGCACGUAAUCUGGUAGCGGAUUUGGGACUGGGAGGUGAAUUCGUCAGUAUGAUUGCUUAUAGUAUUCGUGAGCAACUACAUCGUCACCGAGUCACGCAGUUAUUGGAGGAUGCUGAUGGUGGAGAACCACUUGUUACUAUCUUGCGUGAUGAACGUGAAGCUGGUGAAUGGGAGCCUGUGGUUCAUGUCUUGAAUGAUGAGGAUAUGGAAAAGCUUACUGCAGAACGUGAACGUGUUACUGCCAAACGUCUCAAAAAGGAAGCCAAGUUCCCUCCUCGCUCACUCAUCAAUGCUAGGUCUCGAAGAAUCGCAGCUGGUGCUGGAAUCGAUAUACGUCACAUGGAUCAAGAACAAGAGGCCGUUACAAAGGGCACUGAUGAUACAAGUGCAUUGAAAUGUAAUCAUUGCGGUUUGACUCAUGUCGUUUAUCGUCGUGACGGACCUGAUGGACCAAAGACUCUGUGCAACUCUUGUGCUUCAUACUAUUACUAUGAUGGAACGUUGCCAGACCAUCGUGAUGGAAUGUUCGUCGAUCCAAAAUCUGCUGCCAAGUUGCCCUUCGAGUAA